Molecule: messenger RNA, 507 nt
Organism: Mesocestoides corti
Lineage: Eukaryota; Metazoa; Platyhelminthes; Cestoda; Cyclophyllidea; Mesocestoididae
Source: the annotation of a GenBank genome assembly
AUGAAUUGGCCUACCAACGAUUUUUUUCCCACUUUUAAGGUGUGGUUUCAAAACAGACGCGCAAAAUGGCGAAGAUAUGAGCACACACGUAAAGCACCUGGAAGGCCUCCUCAAUAUGCAUACCCGAUAACCUGCUCUGGAGAUCCGAUUCCGCCAUCAGAACUUGCUCAGAGAGAAGCCCACUCCAGCCGGAGCCGUAGAAGGUUUGGCAACCAAUCACCACCACCUCCUCCACCUCCCGAGGCUCCCACGAUGUCCUCUACACCAGUAUCUACUAGUACACCUGCUCCUGACCCACCUGAUCCUAGCACAGCUGAUCCUAGCACACCUGAUCCUAGCACAGCUGAUCCUAGCACAGCUGAUCCUAGCACAGCUGAUCCUAUCACAGCUGAUCCUAGCACACCUGGUCCUAGCACAGCUGAUCCUAGCCCAUCUGGUCCAAGCACAUCUGCUCCUAGCAAGAAGCCUUCGUUCUUCAUUGAAUCCUUACUGGCCGGUGAAAUAUGA